Molecule: messenger RNA, 975 nt
Organism: Miscanthus lutarioriparius
Lineage: Eukaryota; Viridiplantae; Streptophyta; Magnoliopsida; Poales; Poaceae
Source: the annotation of a GenBank genome assembly
AUGCAGCCGCCGUCGAAGAAGUUCGCUCGCGUCGACACGCUCGAGCUCAAGGCGCGGAUCGUCAAGCGGCUGGGCCCCCAGCGCGCGGAGCUCUACUUCCGCAGCCUCAAGAAGUUCCUGAGCUGUCAGCUCGGCAGGGAUGAGUUUGAAAAGAUCUGUGUUGCUACAUUGGGGAAGGAGAACAUCAAGCUCCACAAUUUCCUCAUCCAGUCCAUCCUCGGCAACGCGUGUAUGUCGGAUGGGCCGCCGCCGAGCAUGCAGGCGGCCACCGGAAACUCGCAGACGAGCACGGUGUCCAAUGGGACACUCACCAAUGGCUUACUGCCGGUGAGGAGAGUGAGGCCCCUGACUAAGAGGUUUGGUGAUAAGCCGAGCCCGAUUGGGAAGUCUCCUCUUGGUCAUCCGGGGGCUGGGGGUGAGUUUGUGUCAGCUGGUAGCAAGGCUUUGCAGGAGGUUAUCUCUGUGGAGGAUGGCGAGGAGGUCAACCAGGCCCGUGGCAGCCCAGUCUGUGUGCAGAGCCGAAGCCCGAUCAGGCCCCCACUGGGAGUUCUAAAGGUUCAGAAUUCUGAGCCUUCGACAUCUUGCGCUUUAGAUGUGUGCUACAAUAAUGGUGAACUUCCAGAUUCUCAGUCGCUGUCGAAGCUACUUGACGAUAAGUUGAAGGCUCAAGGUCUCACUGUGCCCAAAGAGUGUGCUGAGGUGUUGAACUCUGGGUUGAAUGCAUACAUGAGUCAGAUGCUGAAGGCCUGUCUAGGUAUUGCGAAAGCAAGGGAAGUCAACAGGAUGAUGCGCCAAGCAAAUGGACGCACUGCUGCUUCAGUAAAUAGUGGGCAGAACAAUGGCUUUCCUUUGGAGUCAAGCUGUUGUUACCAAGCCUCUUUGCUUGAUCUUUCGACAGCAGUGCUAUCAAAUGCUCGGUUAGUGCCGUGCGUGGAGAUUCGUGAGAAGAUUUCUUCCCAUCUCCACAACAGAUAA